Octodon degus (degu) is the source of this 5911-nucleotide messenger RNA. It is a transcript of the gene Lct, whose product is annotated as lactase. Bases 1 to 5910 code for a protein of 1969 amino acids. Gene Ontology annotation, molecular function: hydrolase activity, hydrolyzing O-glycosyl compounds. The record is from RefSeq and is a predicted model, not a curated record. Gene Ontology annotation, biological process: carbohydrate metabolic process. The transcript is spliced from 18 exons. NCBI's taxonomy places the organism in Eukaryota, Metazoa, Chordata, Mammalia, Rodentia, Octodontidae.
AUGGAGCCAUCGUGGAAGGUGGUCCUGCUGAUUCUCCUGAGUGUUCCCUGCUGGGCGUCAGACUGGAAAUCAGAUAAAAAUUUCCUGUCAGCGGCUGGCCCUCUAACUCAGGGCUUACUGCACGACCUUAGCCACCUCCUGCGAAACCAGAGUUCUCAGUUUGUAGCUGGGAACCAGGACGUGUAUACUUGCCACCAGCCACUACCCUCUUUCCUGCCUGAGUACUUUUGGAGCCUCCAUACCAGCAAGGUCACCUACUAUAAGGUGUACCUGUCGUGGGCACAGCUGCUCCCUGCAGGAAGCUCCGGGAGCCCAGAUGGGCAGACGCUGCGGUGCUACCGGCGCCUCCUGGAGGCCCUCAGGACCGCGCGGCUGCAGCCCAUGGUCAUCCUGCACCACCAGGCUGCGCCCACAAGUGCUCUCCAGAGCGCCGAGGUCUUUGCCGACCUCUUUGCAGACUAUGCCACCUUCGCCUUUCACUCCUUCGGGGACCUCGUUGGGAUCUGGUUCACCUUUAGUGACUUGGAGGAGGCGAUAAUGGGGCUUCCCAACAAGGAAUCCAGAGCUUCACGUCUCCAAACCCUCACUAAUGCCCACAGAAAAGUCUACGAGAUAUACCGAGCAAAGUAUGCUUCUCAGGGUGGAAAGCUCUCCGUGGUCCUCCCCGCCCCAGACCUCCUGGAGCUCCUGCUGGAACCAGCCACAUCUGCACUUGCCAAGGGUUCGGUUGAUUUCCUCUCUCUUGAUUUGUCUUAUGAAUGCCAAAGUGAAGCAAGUCUACCAGAGAAGCUGAGUAAAUUGCAGGGGCCCUUGCUCCUUGCUCUGCCCAGGAAGGGAAGGGGCCCCUUCUGUGGGUGGCGCAAGGAGCAAGGCCACGAAUUGCCCUUUCCUCCACUCUCCCCAGAGCACCUCUGUGCCCCUUGCCCGUGCCGCAGCUCACAGUGGCACCCAGUUUUCAUCUUUACUCUAAAACUCCAGGAUUGUCCCUCUACCAAGACAAACCCUGCUGGGCUGCUCCUCAGCCUUUUUGAAGCCAUAAAUGAAGACCAAGUACUCGUCAUUGGGUUGGAUGUCAGUGCAUUCCUGAGCUGUUCCGGUUACAAGGAAAGCAUGUCGUGCUCUCUGACGGAUGGCCUGGCCCUUCAGAGUGACAAGCAGCAGGACCAUGACAUGGCGGGUGGGCCCUUGUCCCCUGACUCAGCCUAUCAGAGGGUCUGGGAAGCCUUUGCUAACCAGUCCAGCGCAGAAAGGGAUAUCUUCUUGCGGGAUGACUUCCCUAAUGGCUUCCUCUGGGGCGUCUCCACAGGAGCCUUCAAUGUGGAAGGAGGCUGGGCUGAGGGUGGCAGAGGGGCCAGCAUUUGGGACCAAUAUGGACAGAAUGCCACCAGGGGCCAAGCAACCGCAGCGGUGGCUAGUGACAGCUACCACAAGUCAGCAUCUGACGUUGCCCUGCUUCGCGGGCUCCGGGCUCAGGUGUACAAGUUCUCCAUCUCCUGGUCCCGGAUCUUCCCCACUGGGCUCAGGAGCAGCCUCAACCUCCAAGGCGUUGCUUACUACAACAGGCUGAUCGACUCUCUGCUUGACUCACACAUCAAGCCCAUGGUCACACUGUUCCACUGGGACCUGCCUCAGGCCCUGCAGGAGCUUGGUGGCUGGCAGAACGAGACCGUGGUGGAUGCCUUUCUGGACUAUGCAGCCUUUUGCUUCUCUACCUUUGGGGACCGUGUUAAACUGUGGGUGACCUUCCAUGAGCCAUGGGUGGUGAGCUACGCAGGCUAUGGCACCGGCCAGCAUGCACCAGGCAUUUCUGACCCAGGAGUGGCCUCUUUUAAGGUGGCUCACUUGAUCCUCAAGGCUCAUGCCAGAGCUUGGCACCACUACAGCAGUCACCAUCGCCUGCAGCAGCAGGGACAGGUGGGCAUCGUGCUCAACUCGGACUGGGCCGAGCCUUGGUCUCCAGAGCAGCCUGCAGACCUGGCAGCCUCUGAGCGUGUCUUACACUUCAUGCUGGGCUGGUUUGCACACCCCAUCUUUGUAGACGGAGACUACCCUCCUGUCAUGAAGGCCCGGAUUCAACAGCUGAACAGACAGUGCCCCAGUACUGUGGCCCAGCUCCCCGAGUUCACCGAGGCAGAGAAGCAGCUCUUGAAGGGCUCUGCUGACUUUCUGGGUCUGUCUCAUUACACUUCUCGCCUCAUCAGGCAGGCCCAACAGGAUUCCUGUGUUCCCAGCUAUGAUAACAUAGGAGGCUUCUCCCAACAUGUGGACCCAGCAUGGCCCCAAACUUCAUCUCCUUGGAUUCGCGUGGUGCCCUGGGGUAUAAGAAGGCUGCUGCGAUUUGUAUCCCUGGAAUACACAAGAGGAAAAGUUCCCAUCUACCUUGCUGGGAAUGGCAUGCCCAUAGGGGAAGGUGACAAUGUCUUUGAUGACUCCUCCAGAGUAACCUACUUCAACAAGUACAUCAAUGAGGUCCUGAAAGCUGUCAAGUUUGACUCUGUGGAUGUUCGCUCUUACAUUGCUCGGUCUCUCAUUGAUGGCUUCGAAGGCCCCUCUGGUUACAGCCAAAGAUUUGGGCUUCACCACGUCAACUUCAACGACAGCAGCAAGCCAAGGACCCCCAGGAAGUCUGUUUACUUUUUCACCAGCAUCAUUGAAAAGAAUGGUUUCCUCACUAAGGUAGUGAAAAGACUGCCACCUUCUAAAAUAGCCGAUUUCCCCUCCAAAAUAAAAAACUUCAAUUUUCCAUCUGAGGUGCCCUCCAGGGCUAAAGUAGUUUGGGAAAAGUUCUCCAACCAACCCAAAUUUGAGAGAGACCUUUUCUACCACGGCACAUUCCGGGAUGACUUUCUGUGGGGCGUGUCCUCAUCGGCCUAUCAAAUCGAAGGGGCUUGGGACGCCGAUGGCAAAGGCCCUAGCAUUUGGGAUAACUAUACACACACUCCAGGGAAUGAAGUGAAAGACAAUGCCACUGCAGACAUAGCCUGUGACAGCUAUAACAACUUGGAGGCGGAUCUGAAUAUGCUCCGAGCUUUGAAGGUGAAGGCCUAUCGCUUCUCUCUAUCCUGGCCUCGGAUUUUCCCUGACGGCACGAACAGUUUUAUCAACAGUGCUGGUGUUCAGUAUUACAACAGACUGAUUGAUGGCUUGGUGGCAAGCAGCAUCUUUCCCAUGGUGACACUGUUUCACUGGGACUUACCGCAGGCUCUUCAGGACAUUGGAGGCUGGGAUAAUCCUUCCUUGAUUGAGUUGUUUAACAGCUACGCAGACUUCUGUUUCCAGACCUUUGGUGACAGAGUCAAGUUCUGGAUGACCUUUAAUGAGCCUGCAUACCUGGCCUGGUUUGGUUAUGGCUAUGGGUCUUUCCCCCCAAAUGUGAAGGACGAAGGCUGGGGCCCUUACAGGAUCGCCCACGCGGUCAUCAAAGCCCAUGCCAGGGUCUACCACACUUACAAUGAGAAGUACAGGCAGCAGCAGCAGGGCAUCAUCUCCUUGAGCCUCAACACACACUGGGCGGAACCCAAAUCCCCAGGGACCCCAAGAGACGUGGAAGCUGCUGACCGAAUGCUGCAGUUCAAUUUGGGCUGGUUUGCCCACCCCAUUUUCAGAAAUGGAGACUAUCCCGACGUGAUGAAGUGGAAGGUGGGGAACAGGAGUGAGCUGCAGCACCUGGCCACCUCCCGCCUGCCGAGUUUUACUGAGGAGGAGAAGCAGUACAUCCGUGGCACGGCGGACGUCUUCUGCCUCAACAUCUACUCCGCCAGACUCGUGCAGCACAGAACACCUGCGCUGAACCCACCUGCCUAUGACAAAGACCAUGAGGUGACCGAGGAGGAAGACACUGACUGGGUUGCCACGGCAAUGAACAGAGCUGCGCCCUGGGGGAUUCGGAGACAGCUCAACUGGAUCAAGGAGGAGUAUGGUGACAUCCCCAUCUACGUCACUGAGAACGGAGUGGGGCUGACCAGUGCAGCACUGCAAGACACUGACAGGGUAUUUUACUACAAAACUUACAUCAAUGAAGCUCUGAAAGCCUACAGGCUCGAUGGUAUAGAUGUUCGAGGGUAUUCUGCAUGGUCUCUGAUGGACAACUUUGAGUGGCUGUUUGGUUACACAGUCAAGUUUGGUCUGUACCACGUUGACUUUGAAGAUGUGAACAGGCCUCGCACGGCAAGAGCCUCGGCUAGCUACUACACAGAGGUCAUUACCAACAACGGUAUGCCCAUGCCCAAGGAGGAUGAGUUCCUGUAUGGAGAGUUUCCCAAGGGCUUCAUCUGGAGUGCAGCUUCUGCUGCUUAUCAGAUCGAGGGUGCAUGGCGAGCAGAUGGCAAAGGACUUAGUAUCUGGGACACAUAUUCGCAUACACCACUGAGGAUUGGAAACGACGACACUGGAGAUGUGGCCUGCGACAGUUAUCACAAGAUUGCUGAGGAUGUGGCUGCCCUGCAGAACCUGGGUGUCUCUCAUUAUCGCUUUUCCAUCUCCUGGACUCGGGUCCUCCCUGACGGAACCACCAAGUACAUCAACGAGCCAGGCCUGAACUACUACACGCGGCUCACUGAUGCACUGCUGGCCGCCAACAUCCAGCCCCAGGUGACCCUGUACCACUGGGACCUACCGCAGGCCCUCCAGGACAUUGGAGGAUGGGAGAAUGAGACCAUUGUGCAGCGAUUUAGAGAGUAUGCCAACGUGCUCUUCCAGAGGCUGGGAGACAAGGUGAAGUUCUGGAUCACACUGAAUGAGCCUUUUGUCAUUGCUUACCAAGGAUAUGGCACCGGGGUGUCAGCACCAGGAAUCUCCUUUAGGCCUGGCACUGCUCCCUACACUGCUGGCCACAACCUAAUAAAGGCUCAUGCCGAGGCCUGGCAUCUGUACAACGAUGUGUACCGUGCCAGCCAAGGUGGGGUCAUUUCCAUCACUAUCAGCAGUGACUGGGCUGAGCCCAGGAACCCCUCCAACCAGGAGGAUGUGGAAGCAGCUAGGAGAUACGUUCAGUUCAUGGGAGGCUGGUUUGCACAUCCCAUUUUCAAGAAUGGAGAUUACCCUGAUGUGAUGAAGACACGGAUCCGUGAGAGAAGCUUGGCUGCAGGCCUCAGCAAGUCUCGGCUCCCAGAAUUUACAGAGGAUGAGAAGAGGAGGAUCAGAGGCACCUAUGACUACUUUGGGUUCAAUCACUACACCACGGUCCUGGCCUACAACCUUAACUAUCCCUCGGUUAUCUCUUCCUUUGACGCAGACAGGGGCGUUGCAUCCAUUGCAGAUCGCUCUUGGCCAGUCUCUGGCUCCUUCUGGCUGAAAAUGACACCUUUCGGCUUCAGGAAAAUCCUCAACUGGUUGAAGGAAGAGUACAAUAACCCUCCCAUUUAUGUAACUGAGAAUGGAGUGUCUCAGCGGAGAGAGGUAGACCUGAAUGACACUGUGAGGAUUUAUUAUCUCCGUACUUACAUCAAUGAGGCUCUCAAAGCUGUGCAGGAUAAUGUGGACCUCCGAGGAUACACCGUUUGGACUCUGAUGGACAACUUUGAGUGGGCCACAGGCUUCGCAGAAAGGUUUGGCCUGCACUAUGUGAACUACACGGAUCCUUCUCUGCCGAGAAUCCCUAAAGCGUCAGCCAAGUUCUACGCCUCCAUAGUCCGGUGCAACGGCUUCCCUGACCCAAGAGCAGGGCCUCACCCUUGUCUCCAGCAGCAAGAAGAUGCUGAACCCACCAGCAGCCCUGUGAAAGAGGAUGUACCAUUCCUGGGGCUGAUGCUGGGCACCACAGAAGCGCAGACAGCUCUGUACGUACUCUUUUCUCUCAUGCUUCUUGGAGUCUGUGGUUUGGCAUUUCUAUCAUAUAAAUACUGCAAGCUCUCCAAGCAAGGGAAAACACAGCCAAGCCAACACGAACUGAGUCAUAUUUCUUCAUUCUGAC